Oncorhynchus tshawytscha (Chinook salmon) is the source of this 1656-nucleotide messenger RNA. RefSeq names its product T-cell leukemia homeobox protein 3-like. The record is from RefSeq and is a predicted model, not a curated record. NCBI's taxonomy places the organism in Eukaryota, Metazoa, Chordata, Actinopteri, Salmoniformes, Salmonidae. Gene Ontology annotation, biological process: regulation of transcription by RNA polymerase II; animal organ development. Gene Ontology annotation, cellular component: nucleus. The coding region runs from base 194 to 1006 and encodes 270 amino acids. Gene Ontology annotation, molecular function: DNA-binding transcription factor activity, RNA polymerase II-specific; RNA polymerase II cis-regulatory region sequence-specific DNA binding. The transcript has 3 exons.
CACAUCAAACUUUCACUGGCGUGCGCGAGGAUGAUCUGAAGGAGUGCUUUCCGAAGUUUCAGAUGGUCGGAUUCUGAACGGAGGAUCACAAUGGAGCCAACCGCAGUUGCUUUUUGGCGCAAACGGGCUGUUUAACCUCGUUAUUUAAUUUCCAUCCUGUCCAGCCAUACCAAGGUCUGAGUAAACGGUGGGGAUGGAGCGCGCACUCAGCGCUCCAAGCCCUCCUCUCAAAGUGGUCCAGCACGAACCCAUCAGCUUCGGCAUCGACCAGAUACUUAGUAGCGGUGCUGACUCAGAGAGCGGCCGGACCAGCAGUGGAGACGGUUACCUUUUGGGGAGCCCGACCGGAGGGAGCGCAGCGUCCUACACCGCGCUGUCCAUCUCCCUAUCGGGUAUGGUACCACAGUUAGAGGAUCCUGGUUUAUACGGAGUGAAGCGCAGCCUGGGCAGCAGAGGAGUGAUCCGGGUGCCCGCUCACAGACCGUUGACGGUCGAGGGACCGCCGCAUGUGGGGAGCGCUGUGCCCGGGUAUGGAGGCCUGUGUUUCCCGUUGGUCGGUUAUAGGUUCGCCAAGGACAGGUUAUCAGCUCUCGUGCCAUUCACGGUGACCCGGCGGAUAGGUCAUCCAUACCAGAACCGCACACCGCCCAAACGGAAAAAGCCUCGGGCAUCUUUCUCCCGUGUGCAGAUUUGUGAGUUGGAGAAGCGCUUCCACCGGCAGAAGUACCUCGCGAGCGCAGAGCGGGCCACCCUCGCCAAGAGCCUGAAGAUGACAGACGCGCAGGUCAAGACCUGGUUCCAGAACCGCAGGACCAAGUGGAGGAGACAGACAGCAGAGGAGCGGGAGGCUGAGCGUCAACAGGCCAAUCGGCUGAUCCUACAGCUGCAGGCCGACGCCAUCCACAAGUCCUUUAACGAAUCAGCAGGCUUCGACCCGCUGUGCUCACAUAACUCCUCCUUGUAUGCCCUGCAGAACCUCCAGCCCUGGGCCGAGGAGAGGGAGUAGGAGGAACCUGCAGCCCUGGGCCGAGGAGAGGGAGUAGGAGGAACCUGCAGCCCUGGGCCGAGGAGAAGGAGAAGGAGGAACCUGCAGCCCUGGGCCGAGGAGAGGGAGUAGGAGGAACCUGCAGCCCUGGGCAGAGGAGACGGAGUAGGAGGAACCUGCAGCCCUGGGCCGAGGAGAGGGAGUAGGAGGAACCUGCAGCCCUGGGCCGAGGAGAGGGAGUAGGAGGAACCUGCAGCCCUGGGCCGAGGAGAGGGAGUAGGAGGAACCUGCAGCCCUGGGCCGAGGAGAAGGAGUAGGAGGAACCUGCAGCCCUGGGCCGAGGAGAGGGAGUAGGAGGAACCUGCAGCCCUGGGCCGAGGAGAAGGAGUAGGAGGAACCUGCAGCCCUGGGCCGAGGAGAGGGAGUAGGAGGAACCUGCAGCCCUGGGCCGAGGAGAGGGAGAAGGAGGAACCUGCAGCCCUGGGCCGAGGAGAGGGAGUAAGUCUCCCGUAACCACUGAUCCAGGGUCACAUAUUUGUCCAUCCUUCCCAACUGUUAAGAUGAGGAAUUGAAUGAUUUGACCCUAGCUCAGUUGGUAGUGGCAAAGUGGAGAUUAUGGACAGUGUGUGAUGCCCCUUUGAGACUGUGUGGAGACAAGGUGCCGGAUAGCC